AUGGAGACCGACGAGUACUGUAGCCUCGGGAAGAAGGCGCUGCGUCGAAGUGUGGACCGGCAGGAGCCGAACGGAGCAUCGACUGCCGAUCGGAAGCAUCUUCGCACCACGUUCGAAAAGACUAUCCAGGCUUUAUUGUGGUGCAUUGCCUUGUCAUGUGGCCUGGGCUGCGUGUUCAUGAAGCUGGACUGGAACAUUAAUGGAGAACGGGCCAGCGAGACUAAGCGGAUGGUGACUGCAUUCAUCGACCGCAUCCUCUGGUCUGUCUGUAUCGCUUGGUUCUGGUUCACCUGCACCACAGGUAGAGGAGGAUUUGUCAACCGGUUUCUCUCGUGGAAUGGAUUUGUGCCACUUGGACGCCUCUCCUUCGGCGUGUACCUCAUACACUUGCCUUUCUACAACCUCAUGCACCGCAUAAGCAGAGAACGCAGGUUCUUCUCUCACUUCGUAUUGGUGUCCAACUGCUUCGUCGUCCUUGUGUGGAGCUACAUUCUCAGUUACAUACUAUGUGUGACAUGCGAACUUCCCACGGCUCACCUAGAGAAGCUGGUGUUCGUCCGGGACCCCAAAAAGGGCGAUGGCACCAUGAAAGAACCGCAGAAGCAGCAGCAGGUUAUGGGAGAAGACGUCGCAAACAUCACCGUCGUAUCUAUCAAUCAAGGCACCUCGAAAAAUUGCUGCGAUCAGGGGUAA
Messenger RNA from Rhipicephalus sanguineus (brown dog tick), 693 nucleotides. Its product is annotated as nose resistant to fluoxetine protein 6. The record is from RefSeq and is a predicted model, not a curated record. The transcript has 5 exons. NCBI's taxonomy places the organism in Eukaryota, Metazoa, Arthropoda, Arachnida, Ixodida, Ixodidae. Gene Ontology annotation, molecular function: acyltransferase activity, transferring groups other than amino-acyl groups. Bases 1 to 693 code for a protein of 230 amino acids.